Pisolithus orientalis is the source of this 726-nucleotide messenger RNA. Its product is annotated as calcium calmodulin-dependent protein phosphatase. NCBI's taxonomy places the organism in Eukaryota, Fungi, Basidiomycota, Agaricomycetes, Boletales, Pisolithaceae. The coding region runs from base 115 to 642 and encodes 175 amino acids. The transcript has 8 exons. The record is from RefSeq and is a predicted model, not a curated record. Gene Ontology annotation, molecular function: calcium ion binding; calcium-dependent protein serine/threonine phosphatase regulator activity.
CUGCCGACACAUCGUUUCUGAGAAAUCUCUUACCGUGCCAGAUCGCGUGCAUCUUUCUAAUUUUUGAGAGUCAAUAAUCCCAGACCAGAGAACAGUCCUUAGCCUCUCUCCGCCAUGGGUCAAACACCGUCGCAAUUUAUGGAGGACAUGCAAAAGCGGUCCAACUUUACGUCCGCUGAACUAGAGAGACUCAAAAAGCGGUUCAUGAAGCUCGACAGCGAUGGUUCAGGUUCGAUAGAUAGAGAAGAGUUUCUUCAGAUACCUCAAAUAGCGUCCAACCCGCUUGCCUCCCGGAUGAUUGCCAUAUUCGACGAGGAUGGUGGUGGCACCGUUGAUUUCCAGGAAUUUGUUGGUGGUCUCAGUGCAUUUAGUAGCCGCGGUGGCCGAGAAGAGAAGCUACGCUUUGCCUUUAAGGUAUACGAUGUUGACCGGGACGGGUUUAUCUCGAAUGGGGAACUGUUCCUCGUGUUGAAGAUGAUGGUCGGCAACAAUCUUAAGGACCAGCAGCUCCAACAAAUCGUGGAUAAGACUAUCAUGGAGGGUGAUCACGAUCAGGACGGCAAACUCAGUUUUGAAGAGUUUGCCCAGAUGGUGUCGAAUACGGACAUCGUAAAACAAAUGACACUCGAGGAUCUCUUCUAACGUGCCCUUGCCAAAGUGGACUGGCUAGGAUGACGAGUGGACGAAACAUGACGCAGAUGUGGCAUAUUCAUGCACACAUCCAUU